UAUCUUUCUUUUUUAAAUAAUAAAAACUUUUUUUUUUCUCUGAAAGUAAUUCAAUGUCUCCUAUUACUGUUUCUUCUUCGGGUAUUGGUGUUGCUCAUUUACCUAAUCAGAGACACAAGAUUGUCACGAAUAAGGGAUGUAACUUUACCAUCAUGGUGUGUGGUGAAUCAGGUCUCGGUAAAACAACCUAUGUCAAUACUCUAUUCACAACCACUUUAAAAGACCAUAAAGAUCAAAACCUGAGACAUGCAAAGCAACUUGAUAGAACUGUCGAAAUUGAAAUUACCAAAACAGAAAUCGAGGAGAAAAUGUUUAAAGUGAAAUUGGCAAUUGUGGAUACACCAGGUUUUGGUGAUUAUGUCAAUAGUCAUAAUAGUUGGAUUCCUAUCUCUGAAUUCAUUGAUGAUCAACAUGAAAGUUUUAUGCGUCAGGAACAACAACCCAACAGAGAAACCAAGAUUGACAUGCGAGUUCAUGUGUGUCUCUACUUUAUCAGACCCACCGGACACAGUUUAAAGGCCCUCGAUAUCGAAAUGAUGAAGCGUUUGGGUUCCAGAGUCAAUUUGAUCCCCGUAGUGGCUAAAGCGGAUACCCUCACCCCCAAGGACCUGGCCGAAUUUAAGGAACGUGUGCGCAAUGACAUCGAAGCCAAUCAUAUCAAAGUAUACCAAUGCCCCAUCGAAAGUGAAGAUGAAGAUGUCACCACCGUCAACCGCGAUAUCACAGCUGCCAUGCCCUUCUCUAUCAUUGGCUCUCUUCAAGAUGUUCAAACCAACGAUGGUCGUGUCGUCAAGGGCCGUGCUUACUCUUGGGGUGUAGCCGAGGUGGAGAAUGAAGCACAUUGCGAUUUUAAAAAAUUGCGUCACUUGCUCAUCCGCUCUCACAUGCACGAUUUGAUUGAUACCACCGAGUCCGUUCAUUAUGAAAACUAUCGUCUGAAUGAAAUGGGCUCACGUAAAUUCGGUGAGAGCAAACUUUUGAAGGGCGAGAACCCCAAGCACAGAGAGAAAGAAGAAUCCCUUCGCAAGGAAUUCACAGAACAAGUAAAGAAGGAAGAAAAUCGUUUUAGACAAUGGGAAACACAACUUGUGUCUGAACGAGAUCGUUUAAACAAAGAUCUGGAAGCUAGACAUGCUCAAAUCAAGGCACUCGAAACAGAGCUGGAAGCCUUGUAUCACAGAAAUGGUGGCUCCGUUAGAAGAUAAUAAUCAUUUUUUUUUUUUAAAUAGUAAUCAUAUAAUAAUAAUCAUAAUAAAAAAUAUCCUCCUCCUCCUCCUCCGUUUUCUAUCUCACUUCGUUAUUUGUUACACUG
Mucor mucedo is the source of this 1312-nucleotide messenger RNA. RefSeq names its product Septin-domain-containing protein. Bases 54 to 1205 code for a protein of 383 amino acids. Gene Ontology annotation, biological process: cytoskeleton-dependent cytokinesis. Gene Ontology annotation, molecular function: GTPase activity; GTP binding; molecular adaptor activity. Lineage: Eukaryota; Fungi; Mucoromycota; Mucoromycetes; Mucorales; Mucoraceae. Gene Ontology annotation, cellular component: cell division site; septin complex; septin ring. The record is from RefSeq and is a predicted model, not a curated record. The transcript is spliced from 3 exons.